AGCAACCAGUAGAUGAUGGAGUCCACCAACAGUAGACCGUCCACAGAGCUACAGAUCAUUCUUAUUAUGGAUUAAUAUGUGAGUGGACUGUACCAUGUCAUCAGCAGGGGAGGACCUUUGGGCUCUGUUCAAGAGGCCGAACAGAUGAUGAUCAUGACAGUGAUGCAGCUGUGCCGGGUUACAGCCCUGUGGAAGAGAUGCUACCUCAUCACCAUGUUACCUCAACUAUAACACAACAUGACCAGUAUUCUGCUGAUGUUGCUGCUGUCAGUCAUCAGAGCCCAGCCUGUGCCCCCUGGCCCAUCAUGCCCUGCUUCCUGUGUGGUUUGUUCUGAAGAUGCCGUCAUCUGUAACAGACUGGCUCACAUUAUCAACGCUCCAGACACAACCCAGGCUCUGCUGCUAACAGAGGGCUCCAUCUCCACAGUGCAGCCUGCCUCACUGUCUGACCUCAACAACAUUACAGUCAUAGGACUGAGUCAUAACCAUAUAUCAGUGCUGGGAGAACAGUCCUUCAGAAACCUGCCCUUCCUCCACACCUUACUGCUGGACCACAACCUCCUGACCAGCCAGGCCCUACAGGGGGGAGCUCUGACCAAUCUAACCCAUCUAGAAGUCCUCGCCCUGGGCCACAACAUCAUCAGCAUGAUCCAGGGAGGCUGGCUUAAAGGUAGCAAGGCCCUGCGGAGCCUGAAGCUGGAGGGAAACCUGCUUACAAGUUUGGACUCUGGUUCCUUUCCUCUGAAUGAUCUCAAAGCUCUGGAAAGUCUGGAUCUGUCAGAUAACCUGAUAGAUCAUCUGGACAGAAACAGCUUCAGUGGGUUGGUGAGCCUGCAGACUCUAGAUCUUUCCAGAAACCGUCUGAGUACGGCUCCUGCUGAGGCUUUUUCCUACCUCAGCUGGCUGACAAACCUCAACCUGGACCUCAACUCAUGGAACUGCUCCUGCCAGCUGCUGGAACUGGCUGCCUUCCUGUCCACCUUCAUACAAGAACCCGACAAGACCCUCUAUAAUGGCCGUAGGAUGGUGUGUGUGAGCGCCGACAACCCGGCUGUAACCACGGUGCUAGAGCUGACCGAGGCCAACUGUGUCCCGUCCAAUCAGAACAUCACAGUGCAGAUACAGACAAGAGGCAGCGUGACGCCUCAGCUGUAUGCACGAGAUCUGGCAAUCACAGCAGUCAUCUGCUUUAUAGGUGGCGUUGGCCUGACCCUGCUGGUAGUUCUGAUCUACUAUCAAGUCUCUCGGAGGAAGAAACGAAAAGAAAGUAAAAGACAGAAAACGGAAGAAGAGGGAAGAAGCACAAUGGCAAAUCACCAUGUCAAUCACCUAGAUGUUAGAGAAAAGAGGAGGGACCUCUUCUUGCAAGCAAAUAGCAGCCAGCCUUGGGACAGGGAAGUCAUGGCGUUGGAUGCAAGGACAGAUGGCCCUGGUCACCAGUUUAGGUCCCGAGCUGAGGAAAACGGCAGCCAUUUUAGGUGCCCGGAUUGUAGCACCGAAGGGCAGAGGGGGAUGGGGCCGAACCCGAUGAGAUGGAACAAUAGAAUAAAUGGGGGGAUGGAGGUAGAGGAGGAAAUAGUGAAGAGGCAAGUGAGGAUGAUGACAGAGGAAGAAAGGAGGAGGCUCGGGACUCAACAGGGAAUAAUCUUGAGCAGGGAUAUCCCCAACAAGCUUCUUUCUCAUGGCAACACCAACUCUUCUCAUCCACGGAAAGAAACCUUCAGUCAGAGACAAGAGACCCUGGCUGUUUACAGAGAGAUGGGUGAGAGCUACAGGACUGACAUGGAAGGGCAGAGGAACAGAGGACACGAGAAUUUACACUGCGAGAGCUGCCACAGGACAUACAGACCACCAGAGCAGAACACAAGACAAGGGAGGAUUCACACCAACAUGAGAGACUCUGCUCUGUUUGAUGGCUUCCCUUCUCAGUACAGACAAAUUGAAAGGGGUAGGAAUGCCAACCAAAACCAGUUUGACAUCGUGAAGAACACAGAGUUAAGAAGAGAAACAAGAAAUGUAACAUUUGAUCUGAAAAAGUCGAAAACCCAGGAGCACAGAAACAGUCAAGCCGAUGACAAGGAGGAGGAAGAGAGGACCUCCAGAGACAAGGACAGUGGAAGUGUAAGAAGACACAAAGCUAAAGGCCAGUCUAGCCGGUUACUGAAGGUUAAACUAAACCUGAACCCGCUACGAAAAAGCAAAGUCCAUCCUAAGAGGAAAACUGAGCACGGCCACUCGGAGAAAAGCAGCUCAAAGAAGAGCAAAGAUAAAAGGCCAGAUGGAAAAGAAAGAGGAGAGAGGGAAGGGAAAGGAAAGUCUGGUAAGAAAACGAAGAGUAGCAGCGAGAAAGCAAAGAAAUCCACCAAGACUAAAGGAUCGACUGAGGAUGGUGAGGAAGAGAAGGAAGGAGGAGGACAGAAAAGCAAAAUAACUCCCAAAGGGGGGGCAGGUGGGCAGGAAAGUACUGAAGGCAACCAGGGAGAGAAUAAACACCAAGAGAACUCUCAACCUGCUGAUACCACUAAUACUGCUGACCAAUCAGCCUCUGCUAUUGCCAUUGGACAGAGACAAAAUUUGCAGGGUGGGACUAUUCAGUAUCAGGGAGCUGGAUUGGUUCUGGGGAGUGCUCAACUGUCCUCGCAGCAUCCCUUAUCAGCAGGCUCACAACUGACCGGCAGCAGCCUCGCUCUUCCAGGAGGGAAUUUUUUGCUCAACACCAUGACCCCAGGAUCUAAUGCACGGUUCCCCAACUAUCCAGCUAAUUCCAUUGCUCCUAGCAUAGCAAGCAGUGGGCCCAACAUGGCUCCAUGUGGUGCCCCAGACAGCUUCAGCAGACAAGCUGGGGUAGGCCUCAUGGCUCCUGCUACCUCUCUUCUAGCUAACACUGGAACUGCUAACUCUUUGCAAGCAAGUGCAAUGCAUAAUGCUCCUCUUCAUACCUCAGCUGCCCAGCCUGCAGGAUUAGCCCCGAACAUUACAGCAAACCUAGUUUUUAAUCCUGCACCUGGGCAUUCUCUCUCGCAGAGCCAGCUGCCUCCUGACAGCUCUCCUCUUAUAGCAAGACUGAAGUCUGAUCCAGCCCAGGGACAAGGCCUUCAGACUGGCAGAGAAGCAAAUCAGCUGCCCCUGGAAUCUCAAGCACCCCAGUCAAAGGAGAACCUCACUCUCCGAACUCAGCCACCUCCAAAUGCAGAUGUUUUUUCUGGGGUGACCCCUCAGGCUCCCGCACCAGUGACCAGUGCAGAGAAUUUGUCGAACAAUAACAGUCAGACAGAGACCGGGUGUGUACCUGCUGGGUCUACAGUCAGUGUAUCAGCUGGGGUUGUGGCUCUUGCUGAAGGACUUGCAGCAGGUGCGUCAGGAGGCAGCAUGCAGGCAGCAGAUGUGUCCAUAUCAGGUGUCUCUGCACCCAGUAUGUCUACACAGAGUGUAUCCUCUACAGGUGAUGCAGUUACGACUGCUGCACUGCUGCAGCAGGAGUACCUGUUAGAAGAAGGAGGAUCGCCCCCCAGGAGGAAACUGAAGCUGGUGCUUCCUGAGAAGACGUCCGGCCGACCACCCACUGCACUGGAGAGGAAAAUACGCUAGCUAUCGUAGUUAAUGGUUGACGAUCUAAUUUAAAGUUUUAGAUCAGACACAGAAAAUACUGUAGAUGAGACUGAUGCAUUCAUCAAAAUGUAUUUUUUAGGAUGUUUUACAGAUGUUAAGUGUUUUAUUUUUAUAAUUAUAAACAGCAAAAAAAAAAAAAAGAAAAAGUGCUGGAGCCUUCAACCAUACCACAUGAUCUUCACCAGCAGAUGGAGUUUCCUCAGUUGUCACAUAAAGGACUCAUUGUCUAUGUUGGCUUACAAGUUGAGAUUUAGUUGAGUAAGAAUCUCUGCUUUUAUUUUUAAGUUUCAACCUCACUUCACUAACAAGACAAAACUUGACCACGCCUGUUGCAUGCAGCUUCUCAAUUCACUUUACACAAAGAAAAAAGAAUCACGAAAUACGAAACAUAUUUUAACUCACACUGUCUUAGCUACUGGCACUUUAGGCUGCACAUUCAGCUUGAAAGGCAAGGAAAUAGUAUGCCAAAAGUUCACAAAAAUAGGUUUAGGGUUUAGGGUCGCCAAAGCUUCACAGGGGGUCAAGAGGCCUUCUUCUUUUUAAGGGGGUGUAAUAAAAUGUUGUUUUUAAAGUUUGUAAAUUUGUAAGUAUGUAUGAUUGUUAAAUACAUAAAAACACAUAAUACAGACAGAAGUGGUAUACAAAGUUACUACAAAUAAAACCCAUCUCUGAUUGUUGGAUGUGAUCCCUGUUUCUGGAUGUGUUUUUAUUUUUUUUUAAACUGCUUUUUUAAACUCAGAUUUCAUGUAUACGUGGUGUGCUCUUUAUUGUAUGACCGUUUUCCUAAAUUGUACUCUUUUUUUAAAAUGGCAGUAUAUCACCUGCCUUCCAGUAUUACAGUACACUUUUUUUUUAUUGAAUCCUAACCCCUGUAUCUUGAUCCUUAUGUUAUUGCCACAUACUUGCCAGUACACAGCCCUGUUAGCAACUUGUUGAUGAAGAUCAUGUGAUAUGAUCAAAAGUACCAAACAGUUACUAAAUGGACCUUGAUGUGAGAUCAAUUGCUGUUAUGUGGUAUGGUGGUUUUUAUUUGUACUUUUAAAUUAUGAUUGCUCUCUGACGCUAGCGGUCAGCAUUAUAACAAUGUU
Messenger RNA from Dicentrarchus labrax (European seabass), 4697 nucleotides. It is a transcript of the gene lrrc53, whose product is annotated as leucine rich repeat containing 53. The transcript has 9 exons. Gene Ontology annotation, molecular function: protein binding. Bases 238 to 3588 code for a protein of 1116 amino acids. The record is from RefSeq and is a predicted model, not a curated record. Lineage: Eukaryota; Metazoa; Chordata; Actinopteri; Moronidae.